Molecule: messenger RNA, 948 nt
Organism: Patiria miniata (bat star)
Lineage: Eukaryota; Metazoa; Echinodermata; Asteroidea; Valvatida; Asterinidae
Product: neuronal acetylcholine receptor subunit alpha-7-like
Exons: 4
Coding region: 1-948 (315 amino acids)
Biological process (GO): regulation of membrane potential; signal transduction; nervous system process
Cellular component (GO): membrane; neuron projection; synapse
Molecular function (GO): transmembrane signaling receptor activity; extracellular ligand-gated monoatomic ion channel activity; neurotransmitter receptor activity
Source: RefSeq, a predicted model, not a curated record
AUGGUACGUGUACAUGAGUCCUGGCGAGAUGACUUUCUAGUCUGGAACCCCAACGACUUCGGCGGUCAGGAUACUGUGUACGUGUUGGAGUCGGAUAUUUGGAUACCACGAGUCGUGCUACUGGAAAAUGUACAUUAUGAGUUUCCGAGUGUUGAUGAGAAGGAAUUGAUCGUCUCAUCAGACGGUACCGUGGUCUGGUACGCGUCCGCCAUGUUCCAAUUCUCCUGCAAGGUCUACGUCAAGCGCUUUCCAUUCGACGUCCAGCACUGUAACAUGACUCUCAUGGCCUGGUCCCACGACAUCUCCACCCUCAACCUGUCGUACUUUGACGACGAAGACACUAAGCAGUACAUCUUCAGCAAGAAUGGGGUUUGGAAUCUCACUGGCGUUGAGAUGACUCGGGUGGAGACGAAAUACGCGUGCUGCGAGCACCCCUUCCCGCAGAUCAUUUACCGUUUGACCUUCCAGAGGGCGUCCUUGGUCUACAUCUUUAGCAUCUUGAUUCCAUCCAUUCUCCUUGCAAUGCUCACCCUGAUGGUGUUCUGUAUUCCCCCUGAGUCUGGGGAGAAGAUCUCACUAGGAAUAACCAAUCUCCUGGCGUUCGUUCUCUUCCAGCAGCUCAUAUCGGGCAGCAUGCCACCGAUUGGUGACGAAACACCCAUCCUAACCAUCUACAUUUUCUCCAUGGUUGUCAUCGGUUGUGCCUCCAUCUUUGUCUCCGUCUACGUCCUGUGGCUGUUCCACUCUCCCCCAGAGCGGACCGUCACACGCCGUCUGGUCUCCGCCAUGACGUACUUCAGUCAUGACCCGAGCAAGAGCAGGGUUACUUGGAAGGCUGUGGCUUGCAAGUUGGACCGGGUCUUCUUGGUUUUGUUCCUGGUGUUGACUCUUAUUGUCAUACUUGCAUCGUGUAUUGCACUCGCAGUUGCCAAAGAUGGACCCAACUGA